AUGGACUCUGACUCUGGUGAUGAGCGAGAAGAACAUUCCCCAGCCACCGCCGCUGCUCCCACUCCUCGCGGGCCCACUCGGGCACAGCUCGAGCGGUCUAAAAUACUAGAUGCUCUGGAGGACGCGAAUGUCCAAGUACCGGCCGGCGUGCUGCCGGUCACGAGAAAUCUCACACCAGCCCAGAAGCUCCGCAAGAAGGAGUUGCGUGAUGAGCUGCAUAGACUGAAGUUCUUGGAGGACGAAUAUCGUGAGGAGUUGAAUCGCAAGAAAGACGAAUGGACUUCCUCAAGAAAGGAGUUAGUGGACCAACUUGUGGCUCUCGAUGAGUCGUAUAAGACCAAUAUCGAGCUGGACGAGAAGAGAUUGGCUGAUGUUGACUCCGAGAUCAAGGAUGUCGUUAUGGAGCUCAAGAACCUGAUUAUCGAUGCCCUCGAGGAUGCUGGUAUAGUUAUCCCAGAGGGGGUUCUACCCCCCACAAGGGACCUUACUGAAGGACAGAAGUUAAGAAAGAAGGAGUUGAGGGAAGAGAUAACCAGACUCAAAGAACUUGAGCGAGAACAUAACGAAGCUCUUCAAGUCAAGACAGAACAAUGGGACACUGCUCGGAGAGCUUUAGUAGCUACUCUGGAACGCCAUGACUCCGAACGCCAAGAGUCGUUUGCCCCUGAUUACAAGUUAUCCAAAGAGUUGGACGAGAAGAUUAAGUCCGCGGUCUCGGAAAUUAAGGGUCUCGUGUAA
This is a messenger RNA of Aspergillus vadensis CBS 113365, 738 nucleotides long. RefSeq lists its product as uncharacterized. NCBI's taxonomy places the organism in Eukaryota, Fungi, Ascomycota, Eurotiomycetes, Eurotiales, Aspergillaceae. The record is from RefSeq and is a predicted model, not a curated record. The transcript has 4 exons. Bases 1 to 738 code for a protein of 245 amino acids.